Messenger RNA from Nothoprocta perdicaria, 1283 nucleotides. RefSeq names its product lectin, mannose binding 2 (gene LMAN2). The coding region runs from base 28 to 885 and encodes 285 amino acids. Gene Ontology annotation, molecular function: D-mannose binding. Lineage: Eukaryota; Metazoa; Chordata; Aves; Tinamiformes; Tinamidae. Gene Ontology annotation, biological process: endoplasmic reticulum organization; Golgi organization; endoplasmic reticulum to Golgi vesicle-mediated transport. Gene Ontology annotation, cellular component: endoplasmic reticulum-Golgi intermediate compartment; Golgi membrane; COPII-coated ER to Golgi transport vesicle. The transcript is spliced from 7 exons. The record is from RefSeq and is a predicted model, not a curated record.
GCCCGCGCAGGCGCCGGCUCGGCCGCCAUGCCGCUGUGGGACUUCCAGGGCAGCACCAUGGUCACCAGCCAGUACGUGCGCCUCACGCCCGACGAGCGCAGCAGGGAGGGCUCCAUCUGGAACCGCGUGCCCUGCUUCCUCAAGGACUGGGAGCUCCACGUGCACUUCAAGAUCCACGGCGCCGGCAAGAAGAACCUGCACGGCGACGGGCUGGCGCUGUGGUACACGCAGGAGCGGCUCACGCCAGGCCCUGUCUUUGGCAGCAAGGAUAACUUUCAUGGAUUGGCUAUUUUCCUGGAUACCUACCCCAAUGAUGAAGCAACAGAGCGCGUCUUCCCGUACAUCUCCGCCAUGGUCAACAACGGCUCCCUGACUUACGAUCACAGCAAGGACGGGCGCUGGACGGAGCUGGCAGGGUGCACGGCCGACCUGCGGAACCAGAACCACGACACCUUCCUGGCCAUCCGCUACUCCCGAGGCCGGCUCACGGUGAUGACAGAUGUAGAAGACAAGAAUGAAUGGAAGAACUGUAUUGACAUUGCAGGGGUCCGACUGCCUACUGGCUACUACUUUGGGGCCUCUGCUGGCACUGGAGACUUGUCUGACAAUCAUGACGUUAUCUCGAUGAAGCUAUUCCAGCUUAUGGUGGAUCACUCUCCAGAGGAUGAAAACAUUGACUGGACCAAGGUUGAGCCUAGUGUCAGCCUCUUUAAGUCCCCCAAAGACAACGUGGAUGACCCGACGGGCAAUUUCCGGAGCGGGCCGCUGACGGGCUGGAAGGUGUUCCUGCUGCUGCUCUGCGCRCUGCUGGGCAUCAUCGUGUGCGCCGUGGUGGGAGCUGUGGUCUUCCAGAAACGCCAGGAGCGGAACAAGCGUUUCUACUAGYGGAAGAACUGGGCUGGGGUCUAUGCCCAAACUAAUUUUUUUUUUCCUAGGGGGAGCUGUAAAAACUGGUUUCUAAAAGCUGUUUCUGAUAAAUAUCAGAAGUAUUUUCUUACCUGCCCGUUCUGCUGUAACUCCUGCUGGAUGCUCAGCAUUCAAGGGGCUGAACCGAGGCAGGUGGCUCCGGUGGGGCGUGUAUCUCCUGUGGAAGUGGCCCUUGUCCCCAGGCUGCAGCGUGGGGGACCUGGAGCCGCUGCCCGCGGUGCUCCUGCCCCCUCUCCAGGGGUCUCCGGUGGGCCUGGCCCCCCUGUGCUGCCUGGGGGGGCUGGGGGCAGGGGCUGUGACUGAAUGUAAGCAGGUGGCUGGGGCUGCAACUGGGCCAUUAAAGGACUGAUACUGCC